Molecule: messenger RNA, 4255 nt
Organism: Ceutorhynchus assimilis (cabbage seed weevil)
Lineage: Eukaryota; Metazoa; Arthropoda; Insecta; Coleoptera; Curculionidae
Source: the annotation of a GenBank genome assembly
GUUGUUAUUGUGGUAAUUUCAAAGUGAUGUCGGACUCCAAAAGGUGUGUGAAAAAUUCCCUUUUUAGCCCUUCUGUGACUGGCAAUACUUUUGAAGACUUUUCCCAAAAUGCUGUCCUGUUGCCUGCUAUGGAAAAACCACCACCACCUGUGCUAAAUAUUACUCCAGAGCAAAUACUGCAAAGUACAAUCACUCCACAACAACAACCAUCCCUGGCAGUAUUACCACCAGUUGAUUAUUUUAGUUCUCCACAUCAACCCACUCCAGGCACAUGUUCCAAUCAAGAACCUCAGGAGUUUGCGGUCAAUUCUCCACAAGAAUCGGAAGCUGAUCAAUCAAAUUUCACUUCAGUACUGUCAUCAUUUACGAGUUAUUUGCGUAUUGGUGCUGGCGACUGUCAGCAACGAGAAGUGCAGACAUUUGAAGAGGCACCCGUACCAGCACCUGCCCAAUUGGAUACUUUUAAAUGUCAGGAUAUUUCUAGUGCGCCUACAGUGCCGUUAUUUAAUGCCACAGCUUCGAUUACACAAUGCAGUGGUGCACUCGCAGUCCCAACAGGUCCUGUAAAUACAUUCAGGCGUUCAGCUUUGAAACGUCCAGUUUAUGCUCCAGUUCCAGGUCUUGCUAGUAACACAAUUCCUCCCCCCGUACCAACCCAACCUACAUAUCAAACCUAUUUUACACCACCUCAACCUAGUGCUCCAGCAACCAUAUUUCAACCUUCCAUAUCUCCUGCUAGCUCCACUUCCUCAGUUCAAGACAAUACAUUUGCACUUCAUAAUCAAUUUAAACCAAUUAAUCCUCAACCUGCCAGUUUCCCAGUUGUGAAGCCCAAUAUUCCUCAUCCUCAACACCAUCCUUUACAGUUAGGACCAGUCAUGGAUGCUAUUCCAGCUAGUGAACUUUUGUUCUCGCAACCAGAUGUUUUUCCUGAAGGUUCAAACGUACCUAAGCCUAUACCAACAAAUAAAACCUAUAGGCCAGUUUAUCAUCAUUGGUUCCACAGAAAAGACAACAAAAGCUCAUGGUCUCCUCUUUCCAUGGUAGAUUCACUUAGUUUAGAACAUGCUUUUACUUCUAAUGAUUUAGAUCCAUCUAAGGUACUAUCAACUGAUGGUGGUCGAUAUGACGUUAAUAUUCUUCGACGUCAAAGAACACCAGUUUACUGGAAAGGAGCAAUUUCCGAAGUACGACGUUGUUCUUGGUUUUACAAAAGUAACAACGACAGAAGCUACAUGCCUUAUGAUGAAAACAUUGCAACAAAAUUGGAAGAAGAAUUCAAAACUGCUUUUGAAUGCAACCAGUGGAAUAGAAGAGUAAAUUUGGCAAAUGGAGAUAUUGUUGAAUUUCAUGCUCCAGAUGUUUUGGUAUUAUAUCAGCCAACUCAAGCUAAUGAUGCGUGGACAAACGUGCCAAAUCAGAUCAAGCCGAGGGCUGUUAAACGAGGUAUGGAUGAAUUUGAUAUUGAUGAAGGCGAACCGCAGCACGUAGAUCAUCUUUUGUUUAUGGUACACGGAAUUGGAUCAGUAUGUGACUUGAAAUUUAGGACUGUUGAAGAAGUCGUUGAUGAAUUCCGCAACAUAGCUCUUCAACUAACCCAAUCGCAUUAUAAAUCAUCCUGCGAACGAGGAAUGAUCCACAGAGUUGAAGUUCUGCCAAUAAGUUGGCAUGGAAAACUACAUUCUGAAGAAACCGGAAUUGAUGAACAAUUGAAAAAAAUCAGUUUAGAAAGCAUUCCGCGAUUACGUGAAUUUACCAACGAUACAAUUUUGGAUGUUUUGUUUUACACUAGCCCAUUGUAUAGCCAAACUAUUAUCUCUACAGUUGGGGAUGAGUUAAAUAGGGUUUACAAUUUAUUCAAGCAAAGAAAUCCUUCAUUUAAUGGCGGAGUUUCGCUUGGAGGUCAUAGUUUGGGAUCUUUGAUCCUUUUUGACCUAUUGGCACACCAACAUCCUGAAGAUGUGACUGAGGAAUCAAAACAAGAUGAUCUUAGUGAUGGCAAUGCUCCUGACGAAAAAAAAUUUUCGAGAAGAAUCAGUCAUAUGAUGGGAUCUGUUGGUGCAGGACAACCCAAGAUUAGCUAUCCGCAUCUUAAUUUCCAGCCUCAAGCAUUUUUCGCUCUUGGUAGCCCGAUUGGUAUGUUCGUCACAGUCAGAGGCCUUCAUAAACUAGGAGAGAAUUUCGCUUUGCCGACUUGCCCAGCUUUUUUCAAUGUUUUCCAUCCGUACGAUCCAGUGGCCUACCGAAUAGAGGCUCUGAUAAAUCCUGAAUCGGCUAAAUUGAAGCCUGUGCUUAUUCCCCAUCAUAAAGGAAGGAAACGAAUGCAUUUAGAACUCAAAGAAACGAUGGCAAGAGUAGGAGCCGACCUUAAACAAAAAGUUUUCGACUCCAUGAAAAGUACUUGGAAUUCAUUUUAUCAAUUGGCAAUGUUCCAUAGGUCUGACCAACCAUCGUUGGAAGCCGAAGUCAAUAAAAAUCUUCAAAACCAACUGGAAACCAAUCAAGAAGACGAUGUGCAAUUAGAUACAGAACCUAUUGAAGAACAAACAGACAUUCCAUUGGGACAGCUAAAUAAAGGAAGAAGAAUUGACUAUGUCCUACAAGAAGCCCCAUUGGAAUUUUUUAACGAAUAUAUUUUUGCUUUGACGAGUCAUGUAUGUUACUGGGAAUCUGAGGACACUAUUUUAAUGAUUCUUAAGGAAAUCUAUACAUCAAUGAACAUCCAAACAGAUAAUAAGAUUCCUCAACAGACUAUGGCGAUAGAAAUACCUUUGCCAUCUCCAAAAUUUGAAAAACAGUCUCCUGGAACAAGUGAUAUUAGGAUGGAUCCCACUUAUCCCAUCACUGCGGAUUCCAAUAUCUCACCUCCUCCAACCGCUGGAUUCAUUAGAAAAACGUAGUUCAUGCUUCACUAUCGGGUUUAUCAUCCUUUGGCCGAAAGAUAUGCCCCCUAUUUGUUAUUACAGAAGAAUUACAUGGAAAAACUUAUUCAUUACACUCAUUUUUAGUGAUGCCGCGAGACCAGACGAGAAUAUGCUCUCUCGUCUUGUCUCGAAGGUUCAAGAGAAAAUGAGUCUCGACAAGAGAUCCUCAAUACGAGACGAGAGAGCUGUUCUCGUUUUCUUUCGUCUCUCGUGAGUUUUGACGCAUGAUAAGUUAAUUUUGUCUCCAAGGUAAAGAAAAUGCAAAAGAAAAUUUUGCUCAUUGCUCAACUAAAAUGUAUAAGAAUGUAAUAUUACCCAGGGUUCUGUGUUGUGGACGUUUACCUACUUUUUUAUCUCAACAAAACGGUUCUAGACGCCACUGAAAUAAUCAAGCCUAAUCUAAUUACAUGAAAAUAGUUUCAAUAAAAUCGACGGUUUUAGUUUUGUGAUAUCAAUAAUUUUUUUAUUGAAUAUAAGGAAUCGCACCUUGAUGUUGGGAGGCCAACUUCGGAAACACCUUGUAUAUUAAAAUAAAUAAUUUAUUUUUAAUCUUGAGCCAUAUUUAAAAAAAAAAAAAAAAUGCAUCAUGCAUCACAAAUAAGUGUGAACAACAAUAGCUUUGCAAAACCUAUAAUAACAAAAAAACAUCUUCAUGUAUCCACAUUCUCACUAGCUCUUUCCAGAAUCUACCUACCUAAAAUAUAGGUACCUAAAACUUUAUAGUUGAGGUUGAGGGCUUGUAUGUAUCUUCAAGAUGUCAGAAUCAAAAGCAGCAUUGAUAUUAAGCGGUUCACACAAGUGUCAAUAGGCCACUUUCACAUGCCAGGAAUAUGGUAAUAUGAUAUUUUUUCAUGCAGAUGCAUGGAUGCAACCGAGAAUGAACAAUAUUUUGCAAGAUUUCAGUCAGAUUAUUAAAUAAAUUAAUAAAUAAAAAUCACCUAAUAAAUUUAAACAAAAAAUCACGUGUUUGUGAUUUUUUUGCCACAUUUAAAAAUAGUGUCACGACUCUGGGGUGCGUGGGAGAAAUCUUGGGUCCGUUUAUUCAAAAAUCAAAAUCCAGUUAACACAACAAUAAUUUAUUCCAUGUAGUAAUUAGUAGUAGUAGAAGUAAUUAGUGACAGAGUAGUAACUCUGACACUAAUUAACUCAAACAACUUAACUCUUUACAACUCUUACAAUAUUCACUAGUUAUCUAAAUCGUAUAAUAGCCAAUCUUAAACUAAAAACUACGAAUACCGGCUGAAGCGUACCGGCAACACCGCGCCGCUCCAGAGCCAUCUACAGCGACCCUUGCCUUUCGCCCUCUCGGCGAGUUCAAUAGAGACUUUCGU